AUGUCGCGGAAGUUCAAGGGACAGAAAAAAAACUUUUCAGACGUGCAUAAAUUCAACGCGACAAGGAAACCACUCCAGAAACAAGUUUCAACAAAACCGAGCGGCACAGAAGGGAAGCCGCUCUCUAAGCAUUGCUUCCGAUGUGGAUCGCCGAAACACAUGAGCAAAGAUUGCGUGCACGCGUCAGCAACUUGUUUCGGCUGUGGAAAGAAAGGACACAUCCAGCGGAUAUGUCAAGCUGAUGAGCGUGCAAACGAGUCGAACCGCAGAAAGAACUUGAAAGUUCUGAGUAGAGCGUCUGACGCGGCACUAAACGGAGUCACGUGUCCAGAGCAAACACCGAUAAACGUCCGCGUCAUCGUCAACGAAACGCCCCUCGAGAUGGAGCUCGACACGGGAGCGGCGGUGUCUGUAAUAUCGGCAAAGCAGCAACAGCGAUUGUUUCCUUCUCUGCAGCUGACAGCUACGGCGUUGCGCCUCCGGACGUACUGUCAGUACACUGGAGCACUUGUGGAACCGAAAGGUGUUGUGGGCGUAACAGUCCAACAGAACGGGCAAAUACAUGUCCUGCCGUUGUAUGUUAUCGAGCAGGGAGGGCCACCGCUCCUGGGCCGACAGUGGCUUCAGCAUUUGCGCUUGGACUGGAACACUAUCUUCACGUGCAACAAGCUUUCCUCGGCGCUCGGAACGACUGACAAGGGAGCCAAAGCCUAG
Messenger RNA from Ixodes scapularis (black-legged tick), 714 nucleotides. RefSeq lists its product as uncharacterized. The record is from RefSeq and is a predicted model, not a curated record. Lineage: Eukaryota; Metazoa; Arthropoda; Arachnida; Ixodida; Ixodidae. The transcript is spliced from 2 exons. Gene Ontology annotation, molecular function: zinc ion binding; nucleic acid binding. The coding region runs from base 1 to 714 and encodes 237 amino acids.